Harpegnathos saltator (Jerdon's jumping ant) is the source of this 3059-nucleotide messenger RNA. It is a transcript of the gene cass, whose product is annotated as apoptosis inhibitor cassowary. NCBI's taxonomy places the organism in Eukaryota, Metazoa, Arthropoda, Insecta, Hymenoptera, Formicidae. Gene Ontology annotation, biological process: negative regulation of apoptotic process. Bases 1 to 1581 code for a protein of 526 amino acids. Gene Ontology annotation, molecular function: RNA binding. The transcript is spliced from 9 exons. The record is from RefSeq and is a predicted model, not a curated record. Gene Ontology annotation, cellular component: nucleus.
AUGAGUACUGACAGUAUCGAGAAAUUAUACAAAAAUUUCGGCAUCCUAGCAGAUGCUAAAGACAAAUUGGCACAGCAUGAAAAGGAAUAUUUGGAAAUACUUACGGCAGUUAAAGGUUCACCUAAGGAGAAACGAUUGGCAUCGCAAUUUAUUGCAAGAUUUUUCAAACAUUUUCCGAAAUUAGCAGAUCAAGCUAUAGAUGCUCACUUGGACUUAUGUGAAGAUGAAGAUUUAGCUAUUCGUAAACAAGCUAUUAAGGAUCUACCUGCACUUUGUAAAGAUAAUAAAGAACAUACAGCAAGAAUUGCGGACAUCUUAGCACAAUUAUUGCAAGCUCAAGAUCCUACGGAAUUAGCUGUUGUACAUAACAGUAUUAUGUCACUUAUAAAGAGUGAUCCAAAAGGUACAAUAAGUGGAUUUUUCAGUCAAAUUAUUAAUGGUGAUGAUGGAACAAGAGAACGUUGUAUUAAAUUCUUAGCUACUAAACUUAAAGCAAUAGGACAUGAUGUUAUAACAAAGGAACCGGAAGAUUUAUUAAUUUCCGAAUGUAAAAAAGUAUUACAGGAUGUAACUGCUGACGAAUUUCACAGCAUUAUGGAGAUUCUUGCAUGGACUAGAUUAGGAUCUACUGUUACUGGACAACAAGAAUUAGUUUAUAUCACAAUAGAUCAAGCUGAGUUGGGUAUACCUUUUAAACACACUAAUAUCGAACAAUGGAACAGACUAGUCCAAUGUAUUAAACAUGCUCUUCCAUUCUUCAGUUCGCAAAUCGAUUCAUCAAAGUUCGUCUCUUACAUUUGCGUACAAGUUCUACCACAUCUCUCUCUGAUGACUUCUCCCGAUGGUAGAGAUAUUCAGUUGGAACUAUUAAAGUUGCUUGCCGAGUUAACCGUGUUUUGCGGUAUGAUCGACAAACCAGAGGAUAAAGUACAACAACUUUAUAAUACUCUCAUCACCUAUAUGCCACUUCCUCCGGCAGCAGAAAUUACUGAUGUACCAAAGCUACAGUUUAGUCAUGUAGAAUGUUUGAUGUACGCUUUUCAUAAACUAUGCAAACAAACUCCCGAAUUUCUGAUAAAAGAUGCAGAGCAGCUAAAAGAAUUCCGAUUAAGAUUACAAUAUUUUGCAAGAGGUAUACAAGGUUACAUAAAAAAAUUGCGAGAAGCUAUCGGUGGAAAAACCGAGGAGGAAUUGAAAUCAGAUGAAAAUCAACUGAAAGUUGUUGCAUUGAAGACAACCAAUAACAUCAAUACCUUAAUCAAAGAUCUGUUUCAUUCACCUCCUAGCUUUAAAAGUGUUAUACAUCUCUCAUGGAAAACACAUUGCAAUGACAAGAAGAACGAAAAGAAUUCUACCCAGAAAAGGCAUACACCAAUUACAUUUGGAAAUGACAGUAGUACGAAUAAACGUAUUAAAGAAGAUAAAAACAACAAAAGAGAAAUAUAUACGCCUCCUAGUGGAAAAUAUAGUUCAAAUAUAUCAUCAAAUUAUGGACGAGUUAGAUUUAGGGGUAAUAGAUCCGGAGGAAGAGGUGGAUAUAGGUCGAGAGGCCGUGGUACAUGGCGGAAGAACUUUUAUUAACUACAGCACCAAUUUUCAAUUAAUUACUGAAAACAAUUGGAACUGGGCUAACGAUAUAAGCGUUUGUUUUGUAUGCAGAAACAAAGUGCUUUCAAGCAAACACUUAAAAUUCAUGAUUGUAAGUGUAAAAGAUGGAAUUUGUAGUGGCCCAUGUCUUUUUAAUAAGUUCAAGAUGUGUAGCAAGAAACAAAGUCCAAUUUACAAUCAUUUAUUGAUAUGGCAUUAUAUGAAGAACUUGAUUGCAAGAGGCGAUUACUACGCUGGUAUUUUUAUUGUUUCAUUAUUCUAACAUGAAAUGCAAUCCAAAAUCAAAAAUAUAUAUUGGACUUAUAUACAACUAUGAAUUAGAUUUGUGCAAAGGAGAAUAUGAAUGCACAAUUAUAAAAAAAAAUAGUGCUACAGACAUACUAUAACUACCCGAUUUUGUGUGAAGAAUUAAUAAUAACGAUUUUGAUGGAGCUAUUCAUGAGAAGAAUGAAGACAUUUCAAAGUGUGAAAUUUACCAAACUGAUAUUUGAAGAAAUAGAAGUAAACCGAUAAUGACAUCCAUAAGCAAAGAUACCAUAAUGAUGCCAAAUUCAAAUUUGAAACCAUGCAACUGUUUGGAGACAACCAUCAUUGAUACAAUAUUGUGGUUGCAGAAGCUUAUGGAAAAAAUGGACAACUCUUUCCGCGUUGAGAAAUUGAGCAGACAGAAUGCACAAUAAUAUAACCUUAUAUCCAUCUCCUAAAUUGACCUUUCUUCCUAUAUCCAAACUUUUAUAUUCGUUAAUAAUUGUCUGUUAACAGGACCUGACUAUCAGUAGGAAGGAUCUACUGUCAGCUGUGCAUAAAAACAAUUUAAUCGAAGAAACGUCAGAUAAAUUUCUCAUACUUUCUUCUACUCAUACUUUCUCUAAUUUCUUAUAUUGAUGCAAUAUAAGUAGAAUUUCCUUUUGCCAUUUCUGCAAAAGUUGUGAUAGUGAUUUUAUACUCUAUAUUUAUAUAUAUAAAUAGAUAUACAAUGUCUUUCAAAUGAGCUUUAACAAAUCAGAAACCAUAUAUUAAAUUUUUUCAACUGGGAAAAAUAAUAAGUCUAUGUUUCUUCGAUAAAUAAAAUGGAGCAGCUCUUAUUAUCCUUUUUUUUUGCAGAAAAUAUACUAACAAGAGAUUUGGGAAUCAAGGAGCCAACACUAUUAUUUGUAAAUUCAUGUCACUUUUAAUUACAGAGAGCUUCCAUGGAUGAAUUUGGGCCUACGGACAACUUGGAUAAAUUAAUAACUAUUUAUUACAGAUGCUGAUGAGGCAUGUUGCACAUUAUGUUUCUUUUUUGACAUGUAAUAUGUGUAUUUCUCUGGUGAUUGCUGUUUUGCGAGGUGAGUUGAAAAAAAGUGUUCUGCCUUCCUUCCCUUAUCCAUCAUUAUCAUGUAAAAAGAUUGAUGUUAAAUGCAAUUCGUGAAUUUGUUUCUAGUUUCAAUAAAUAACAUUAUUUAACAUUA